AUGGAGUCGAAAAAUUGUAAAAGCAGCUUUAAAUUGUUUAGUCUAGAAAAGUUAACUGAGUUUUGGUGCCCUCAAAAAUGCUAUUUAGAAAUCUAUUCCAUUUCAUGGACUAUACUCUGAUUAUCACAGAAACAAUUAUUCAAAUCUUGGACCAAUUUAAUCCCAAAAAAUAUUAAAGGCUGCAAUUAUAUAUUAAAAUAA
This is a messenger RNA of Blepharisma stoltei, 201 nucleotides long. The record is from the annotation of a GenBank genome assembly. NCBI's taxonomy places the organism in Eukaryota, Ciliophora, Heterotrichea, Heterotrichida, Blepharismidae.